Molecule: messenger RNA, 761 nt
Organism: Bipolaris sorokiniana ND90Pr
Lineage: Eukaryota; Fungi; Ascomycota; Dothideomycetes; Pleosporales; Pleosporaceae
Exons: 1
Coding region: 111-587 (158 amino acids)
Source: RefSeq, a predicted model, not a curated record
CUUUGGUUCUGUGUGCAUACGACAGGAUCCAACCAAGCUUCGAGCAGAGCUAACGCUGACCCAACAGACGCCGCUACUAGACGCCACAAGUCUGCGCCAUAGUCUCACUCAUGUCCGUCACAGGCGAGUGGCGUUCCAACUGGCCACUACAGAGCAAUUCUGUCCGUUCCAACACCCAAGGAAUCCUCAUCCCAAGAUUCUGGCACUCGGAAUCCUGCCGCGGGGACGGGGACGGGGAUGGAAACGGGGCGUACCCGCAAGACGCUUCAUUGUCUUACUUAUCGGCUACCCAUGUCGAGAAUCCUGGUAGAUUUCAAGCACGUUAUUACAACGACACUUCAUCUGCUUACACCGAAAUCAACUUUUCGACUUCAAUUGCGCCGAUACACCAGUGCCUUGCAUUUCAUCCUUGCGAUAUAUCAAGUUCAAAUGACUUUCAUUUGCUUUUGGACGUUAUUCCAUGCUACGUCCACCAUGUUUACUGGCUCAUCCUCAUUUCCAUGUCACCAUUUUCUUCGCAUAUGACCAUGGGAAAUUGCCCCAUAUCUGAGAUAGCCCAAACAGUCAGUCCUCCGGUGGAUGAAUAGUCGGGUAGGUGAUCACUGUCGAACCUCAGCUCCCAUAUGUAUCCUUUUUUGUUGAUAUUUGAUUUUUUGGGGACACGGUAUCAAGACUAAAUGUCAAAAAAAUCCGAAGGUUCUCAUUUAUUGUCUGUGGUAUGCCAUCCUUUUUCUUCGGAGACUAACAAACCGACCCUUUAU